Messenger RNA from Pelobates cultripes (western spadefoot toad), 13265 nucleotides. NCBI's taxonomy places the organism in Eukaryota, Metazoa, Chordata, Amphibia, Anura, Pelobatidae. The record is from the annotation of a GenBank genome assembly.
AGCAGCAACAUCCGGCUGGGUGAUACAUUUAGCUGCUACAGUAAGGUAUGUAUUCAUUACUUGGGGACAGCAAGGCAGGGGGUCAUGUGAUUCUCUGUGCAAAGAGCACCUGCCAGUGAAUACAUUGUUACAGCCCACAGACACAGCUAGCAUGCCUAUAAACAAAGAGCUAGUAUAGAAAUCACCCAUACAGGGCAGCAUUGCAUGGAUGCAGAGGGCUUAAAACUUUGCAGAACCCAGUAAUUAUAAAAUAAAAAUGUAUAUAAACUAAUUUUACUCUGUUUUAUACACAUGGUAUUAUGUGUGUGUAGAGAAUUCACAGAGUGGUGUUUUUAUAAAUACUAUUAGUAUAUAACAGAGAUUAAAACUAUUCUCAAUCAUGUGUACUAUCAAUAAAUGCCUCUGCUGGUUUAUUCUAUUACUCUUUAAAAUAUGGAUUGUAUUCAUUAUCUACAUGUGUCUUGCCAGAGUUUAGUCCUGGUCCCUUUUAAAGAAUGGACUUUUGCCAAAAAUCUUGUUUUGACUGGGGAAAAACUGACACCAAGUUUGUUUUAUCAGAUAUUUUUCAUUAAAAGUAAUGGUUUGCAUGGUUAAAAUUUCAUUUCAGAAACAAAAACUAGUAAAUUAUAUAUUUUUUGCACUCACAGAUAACAGUUAUGUAUUUUAGGUGUUAGAAAAUGCCCAGCUGCAUCGUGAAUGGUUGCCCAAAUUACUCUGGACGGAAAAACAGUGUUCCUGGAGUCGUCCUUCAUGUUUUUCCUAAAAAUCUCUGUUUAAUCAAGCAAUGGCUCAUACAAACUGGUCAGGAUUUUGGAGACUUCGACUUGUUUGCAAAGGGAGUCUUGGAGGGAACGAUAGGUGCGUUUCGCAUCUGCUCUGCGCAUUUCGCUCCUAACUGCUACCAUAUUGUUGGAUCUCAAAAACAGCUUAUGGCGAACGCUAUCCCAACAAUUUACCCAAAUAGAAAUGUGUCUGUUCGAUUACAGGGUGCCAUUCCUCCAAUAUACGGAAAUCAUCCAUUUAAUACGUGGACAAUCCAACCUUUUGGGCACCAGAAUGUCAAUGUUUCUGAGUUAUCCAUCAUCCAGCCUACAACUGCCCUGCUUUUAAUUCAAACAAAUGAUGUUUGUCCACGUAAAGAUCUGCGUCAGGCUGUUGGUAAUUUGGUUCCUACUUCAGAUCCAGAUAUGAGUAGGAAAAAUGCAACUAAACGCUCAGAUCCUCCUCCUUCUGAGAAAAAAAAUGCCAGCACAUCUACGUUUUCUUUAAUUUAUGAAGGAAAAAUGGAUAGAGCAAUACAAUGGCCAGAAUAUGAGCAAAAUGUGGAUGGGGAACCGUGGAAGAUUAGUCACGACCAUUACUAUGAGAAUUCGGCAAUGAAAAUUUCCUACCCUGCCAGUUUGUUACAUUAUUUAAUAGCAAAAGCCAAAAUUGACAGGUUUGAUGAGGAAUAUUCAGAAGAUGAUCUGGUAUGAGAGUUUGUGUUCAUUAGAUUUCAUACUUAUUGUAUUUCCUUAAAAGCUUCAUAUUAAUGUGGAAAUUUAAAAACCCACCCAAAAGUGACCAUUAGGGACGCUUUCAAUGGAGGAACGUACACAUUUCAAAGUAGGUACACUGUGUCCUUUAAAUGGACACUAUAGUCAUCAAAGCAACUUUAGCUUAAUGAAGCAGUUUUAGUGCCUAGAUCAUACCCCUGAAGUUUAACCGCUAAAUUUGCCAUUUAAGAGUUUAAUUACUUUUGUUUUUGUAUAUGCAGCCCUGGCCACACCUCCCCUGGUUGUGACUGAAACAGCCUGCAUGGAAAUAAAAUGGUUUCAUUUUCAAUCAGAUGUAACUUUUUUUUAAAAGUUUUUUUCUCUUGCUCUGCAUAUUGAACUUUAAUAAUAUACAGGUCGCUGCUGCACGGUCUAGCAAGCUAUUGACAGAGCAUGAGAUAAGAAAUUCUAAAUUAAAUAGAAUUUUAAGUGAAGGAUUUGACUCUUUACAGGAAGUGUUUAGGAAGGCUGUGUAAGUCACAUGCAGGGAGGAGGGACUAAGGCUGCCUAAAUGGCAGAGAAUCGAGCAGUGAGACUGCAGGGGCAUGAUCUAUACAGACUAUAGUGUACUUUUAAUAGAGGAGCUUACACACUGUGCAUUAGGUACGACCUGUGUUUCAGUGGAGGCCGUUAUAAAGCACAAGUACAAACUUCUUCUGUUUCCCCCUUUUAGAAUAUGCUCCUAUCAUUAUGUGGAUUCUAUGCAGCUCACACUCAAGGGUUUGUGUGGUUUUCUGUCUUUUUAUAUAAAGUGUCAAUGUGGUUGUUAACCUGUCGAUGAUGAUAGGGUGUUUCAUAACCAUCCUAAAAAUAUUGGGCGUUAACACCGUUAGGCCAGUAUAAAAGGUCCUGUAGUUUUGGAUUUAACCCUGCUCAUGGGGCACUCAUAGGACCCAAGUAUCAUUAUACACUUUGGGGUACCCUCUGUUCAGCAGCAGUGACUCCCCAUACAGAGGGACAUUCCUGGGGUCUAAAAAAAUCAAUAGGGUCCCCCAUUCGUGCCUUUGUUGGCAUGGACCAGUGGUGGGCUGUGCCUGAUUCCCAAAACUGAUCACUGUGUGAUUAUUGGGGAUCGUGUGCUGGAGCUGCAGGAUCAGAGCUAGAUCCACCCCUUAAGCUGCAAUCUCCCAGUACUGUGUGAGCUGAUGUCAGCAGAGGGAAUCCCUACUGGUAGUGUUAGUGUAGGAUAAGGAUUAUUGCUAGUUUAGGGUUAUGGAUAGUGAGGGGUUAAGUUUAGGAUAGGUGUGCGGUUAAAGUUAGUGUAAGGGUGUGCGGUUAAAGUUAGUGUAAGGGUAGGGUUGGCAUUGACUACCAAAUGUUGGACAAUGUCUCCUUCCAUAAGGGGUUGAUAUACAUUUGUUUCUAAGUCUGAAUAAAGCUUUGUUUAUUUGAUAUCCUAUGUGGAAUGCCUUCCAUAGAGCUUACAAUUUCCGGAAUGUAAUGUAUCAUCAGUACAGCAUGGCAGGGGCACCAGCAGACCAAGGUGAAACCCAAGAGACAAACUUUCACCAAUUGGUCAUUUAUAUAUCAGUUGCAGUAUUAGCCAAAAAUAGCAGAGGUGCAGAGAUUUUAUAACUGAAGUUCUCUUUUCGCUGCUAAACAAUUCCCACUUCAAGGAGUUAAAGGGACACUGUGGGCACCAGAACCACUACAGCUUAAUGUAGUGGAUUAGAGCCUGUCCCUGUGGACUAAGCAGUGUGAUGAGAACCGGCAUACAUUACUGCCAAAUGUCACCUCUAGUGGCAGUCACUCUGGCAGCCACAACAGGGACUUCCUUUGUUUGGUCCUGCAAAGAUUGCAGGACCGACAUUGAGCUUCUCCACCAAUUGAUUCACUGCAUCUCUAAGAAGAGAUGGUGACUGGCUCAGCACUGUGGUUUGUCACGGAUACGCACUAGCCUCAAGAUACCUCCCUCUGAGGAAGCAUUGUAUUGUCUGAGAUCAUCAGGAUUAGUAAUCUCAUCAGGGUGGUGGAGCGACUGCCAGAAAGGAAACUAAGUACAUUUUAAAAACAAAAUCAUUGGAAGGGAGGAGGGGCUGAAUCUAAAUAGUUACUAGAACACACAACACACCGUUAACAAUACACCAUUGGAUUGCUUGGUAGUAUGUGAUACAUUAGACAAGUCAUUGUUUAACAGACACACAUAAUGUUCAACCUGUAACAUCACCUAAAAUAAAUAGAUCAUCUCUGUUGUCUGUUCUCACAGCUCUCGGUUUUUAAGUAUCUGACUAAUGUGGUGGUGAUGGAAAAAGCCAAAAAGACGAAGACAUCACGGAUUUUGAACCAAACUCUGGAAAUCCUUGCCCAACUUACUGGAGAGGUGAGAUCUACCGUAGAUGGGACCAAUCAGACUAGACAUGGCCAGUUCCAGUCCUAAAGAGUUGGUAAAAGGAUUAUAUUGAAAAUGUAAAGAGUAGAACACAUAAAUACAUUGUUAUCACAAUUCCUGUCAAAGUUACAGCAUUAUGGAGAUCAGAAAAAGGUAAACACCUUUACUGACACAUCAGAUGUGCCCACUUUGACACAUAUCUCAUGAUCCCAAAAUCCCUUAGUCAUAUGACAUUUUGGGGUGCAUGCACAGACUUACAGGCUCAUUACAGUUACACGAACGGUUUGACCUAUGUAUUUGCUAGCAUUUUGCCUGCUCCCUGUAUAGACUACUUCUUUUUUAAUUAUUUUAGCCUUUUCACUUAAGCUGUGUGCUGAUCUCUUGUACAUUUCUCCUAAGACGGUUAUACAUUUCUGCACGGUGCAUCAUAUUUCUUUGAUUUAGUGCAGAGACCAACAUUUUUGACAAGUAAUAAUAAUUUCUUCAAAUUUUACAGGAAUGGAUCGUUGUAAAGAAAAAUUCUAUCCAUAGGAGCAUUUACGAGCUAACUGGAGAGGUAAGCACUGCUGCUAUAUAUUAAGGCAAGCACUGUCUGUCCCUUUUCCCUUUAUCUCACAGUAACCUAAUCCAGACCUUCCUGAUUGUUUGUAUGUAGACUAGAGCAAUCUUACAGGAUGUGAGUUGAUUUUGACCAUAGUUCCAUGUGUUACAGGUACCCGUGAAGCAUGAGGAUGUUGCCGUUUUCUUUACAAUGGAAGAGUGGCAGUACAUACAGCAACACAAAGACGCUUACAGUGACAUGGUCACCAUCCCUCCCCCUCCAAUCAGUCAAUGUGAAAAACGCGAUAACUGCAGCACAGGUAACCUCCCUCCCUCCUCUCCCCCGUCCCCCCCAAACUGCACCAUUUAGAAGAAAUUGAUUAAUUACCAUUUUCACAAGGAAAAUAAAUUAUUGGAAAACAAAACAAUUUUUGCGUGAAAAGAUUAAUUUUUAGAAUUUACUUUAGAAACUAGCAAAAAAACACAUGUCUUAUUUUAUACUGUUUGGUUUUCUACUGCAGUUUAUUAUAUUAAUUGUAAGCAAGACUUAUCUUAAAGGGAAACUAUAGUGCCAGGAAACAAAGUUGUUUUACAGGCACUAUAGCUCCCUAUAGUGCCCCACUAUGUCAACGCCUCUCCCCUGUGGUGCAGAAAGGGUUAAAAGCCCCUUCUGUCGCUUACCCGAGUCCAGCACUGAUGUUCCUUGGCGCUGACUUGGGCUCAACCUCCACUCCUCCCAGGAAGACCAAAUGCGCAUGAGCAGCUAUCGCCGCACACGCAUAAGAACUUUCCCUAUAGAAAACCAUUAUACAAUGCUUUCCUAUGGCAGGGCUCGACAAAUCCCAGGCGCCAGGUCGCCAUGGCGACAAAGAAUUUUGCCCAGGCGCCUGGGAUUGACCAGCUCGUUCACUCCUCCUACUCCUAUUUCAAUCCCCGCGUAGGUUUCUGUGCGCAGGUGUACCGGGAGGAAGUGAUCUGUAAUCUCCCAGCGCUGCGGCCGCACAGAGAACUAGCAAGCUAGCAGGACGCUUGGUAAAAUCGUCUCUGUUCACUGCCCUCCCCCCAUUUCACAGACACAAUGCCCGGCCAACCAAUCUAAUGUCUGCUGCUGUGCCCAGUCCCACUCGACCCCGGGGAAGCCACUCUCCUGCGCCCAAAAGGUAGGAAACAGGAGAGUGGCUAAAAAUAUGUAUUCACUUUUUUGUGUGUGUGUGUAAAUCUCUCCUGCAUGUAAGUCUGUGUGUAUGUGUGUGUAUUUGUCUGUGUGCAUCUAUGAUUCUCUGUGUGUGUAUCAAAUAAUAAAUAUCUUGUGAGUGUGUGAGAGGACACGUGUGUGUCUGCGUGUGUGUCUGUUUGCAUCUAUGAUUGUUUGUGUAUCAAAAAAUAAAUAUCUUGUGAGUGUGUGAGAGGAUGUGUGUGUGUGUCUGUCUGCGUGUGUGUCUGUGUGCAUCUAUGAUUCUUUAUGUGUGUAUCAAAAAAUAAAUAUCUUGUGAGUGUGUGAGAGGACACGUGUGUGUCUGCGUGUGUGUCUGUUUGCAUCUAUGAUUGUUUGUUUGUGUAUCAAAAAAUAAAUAUCUUGUGAGUGUGUGAAGACGUGUGUGUGUGUUUGUCUGUGUGCAUCUAUGAUUCUUUGUGUGUAUCAAAUAAUACAUAUCUUAUGAGUGUGUGAGAGGACGUUUGUGUGUGUGUCUAUCUGCAUGCAUCUAUGAUUCUUUGUGUGUGUAUCAAAUAAUACAUAUCUUGUGAGUUUGUGUGAGGAUGUGUGUGUGUCAGUGUAUGUGUCAGUGUGUGUCCUCCGAUCGCAUGGGAAUGGUGUUUUUACUCACCUGUUUUCCAACGCUGUGCCAGUCUCGCAGCAGCUUGCCUGCCUCCAUAACUGAGAUGAUCAAUUACCAAUCAACAUCUCCUCAUAGUGAAGCAUUAAAGCAAUGCAUCCCUAGGGGGAAUGUUCAGUGCCGCCUCUAUGCUGAAUGUAGGUGCUGCACAUGAUGUAGGAGACACUUUAGUGGCUGUUUGAGUGACUUCCACUAGAGGUAUUAUUAGGCAGCAAGGUAAACAUUGCCUUUUCUCUGAAAAUCCUACAGGGAUAGGUUAUAGACACCAGAGUCACUAAAUUAAGCUGUAGUGUUUCUGGUGACUACAGGGUCCCUUUAAGAAUUGUAUUUUUGACGUUGAAAUAAACUGGCUCCUAAUUUUUUUAGCUGGCUCCUUGAUUGAAAGCAAAUUUGUCAAGCCCUGUCCAAUGGGAUUUUGGGUAACGCUGGAUGUCCUCAUGCAUAGUGUGAGGACGUUUAGCAUCAGUUAGGCGACCGAAAGUUACCUAACGACCCGGAAGUCCCUCUAGUGGCUUGACAUCCACUUGAGGUGGAGUUAACCCACAAAGGUAAUUAUUGCAGUUUAUUAAAAACUAAGGGACCUGAUAAUAUGAACCCAGCCCACUUCAAUGAGCUGUAGUGGUCUGGGGGUCUACAGUGUCCCUUUAAGUUGCAGUGUAUUUCCAUCUUUUUUAAGUUACGCUUUUUAUAAAUAAACAUAUAUACAUAAAUAUAACCGGAAAUAUUUUCAGUUGAAAGCAUACAGAAAUGUAGCAAAAUCUUACUUAAAAAUAUGUAGGUAGUUUCUUCUAUAAUAGAUACAGCACAACCCCCUGAAAUGGACAAAUCUCUCCCAAAUACUUAAAUCUUUCCAUAAACAGUUACCUCUCUCCGAGAUAGUGUUUUUUUUUUGUUUUUUGUUUUUUCGUUUUGUAAAAAAAAAAUAAAAUAAAAAAAAAGAGAUGUUUAGAUAGGUCUGUUUGGCUCACAGAAGAUUUCUGAUAGAGUGUUACCUUAGAAAUUGAAUAAUCCACAAGUGUUUAUCCCUUUAUGUAACCGUAUGGUUAGGUUUUAAUUUCUUAUUAAUCCUCACAGUUUUUUUGUUUGUUUGUUUGUUUUUAAUACUGACAGUAUAAUCUUUCCUAAACAGCUGAGUCUGUGGAUUGGGAUGCUUUGGAAGAACUCCACUCCUCCGAUGGUACCAAGUAUGAUGAUAACGAGUCCAAAGUAUCUCUGUGGACUCCCGAUGAGGACUCUGAAAUCGAAAUAGCUAGUCUCUCCAAAACAUAUCAGAAAAAAAAUCAUGCAUCUUCGACUGCUUCUUCACUAGAAAAAAAUGCCUCACUCAAAGAUAAAGAUGAGAGUUUACUGAGCAGCAGUAAAGGUGAAGCUUCAACUAUAAGUUUUUGUAAAAGGCCAGAACCAGUUGCGGAUCCAGGGGGGGGGGCAACAGGGCAAUUCUCCCCUGCCGGCUAUUGCAGAGCUACCUCCCUACCCCCUCCCCCCCAUACACACAUUGCCCCACAAACACUGCCCCCCAUACAUACACUGAUCCACAAACACCGACCCCCAUACACACACUGCCCCACAAACACUGCCUCCUCAUACACACACUGCCCCACAAACACUGCCCCCCAUACAUACAGUGCCCCACAAACACUGCCUUCCCAUACACACACUGCCCCCAAUACACACACACUGCCCCCAUACACACAUGGCCCCACAAACACUGCCCCCAUACAUACAGUGCCCCAUAAACACCGCCUCUCACACACACACUGCACACCCAUAGACACAUUGCCCCCACACACAUUGCCCCACACACGAGACCCCCCCUUACACACUGCCCCACACACACAUACAGUGCCCCACACACACAUACAGUGCCCCCAUACACACACUGCCCCACACUCACAGUGCUCCCCAUACACACACUGCCCCCCCAUAUACACACUCUGCCACCCAUACACACAUUGCCACACACACACAUGUACACUGCCCACAUACACACACUGCCCUCCAUACACACACCGCCCCCCACACACAUACAGUGCCCCCACACACACACUGUGGUGCAGAAAGGGUUAAAAGCCCCUUCUGUCGCUUACCCGAGUCCAGCGCUGAUGUCCCUUGGCGCUGACUUGGGCUCAAACUCCACUCCUCCCAGGAAGACCAAAUGCACAUGCGCAGCUAUCGCCGCACACGUAUUAGAACUUUCCGUAUAGAAAACCAUUAUACAAUGCUUUCCUAUGGCAGGGCUCGACAAAUCCGCGGCGCCAGGUCGCCAUGGCGACAAAGAAUUUUGCCCAGGCGCCUGAGAUUGAUCAGCUCGUUCACUCCUCCUACUCCUAUUUCAAUCCCCGCGUAGGUUUCUGUGGGCAGGUGUACCAGGAGGAAGUGAUCAGUAAUCUCCCAGCGCUGCGGCCGCACAGAGAACUAGCAAGCUAGCAGGACACUUGGUAAAAUCGUCUCUGUUCACUGCCCUCCCCCCAUUUCACAGACACAAUGCCCGGCCAACCAAUCUAAUGUCUGCUGCUGUGCCCAGUCCCACUGGCCCCCGGGGAAGCCACUCUCCUGCGCCCAAAAGGUAGGAAACAGGAGAGUGGCUAAAAAUAUGUAUUCACUUUUUUGUGUGUGUGUGUAAAUCUCUCCUGCAUGUAAGUCUGUGUGUAUGUGUGUGUAUUUGUCUGUGUGCAUCUAUGAUUCUUUGUGUGUGUAUCAAAAAAUAAAUAUCUUGUGAGUGUGUGAGAGGAUGUGUGUGUGUGUGUGUCUGUCAGUGUGUGUCUGUCUGCGUGUGUGUAUUUGUCUGUAUGCAUCUAUGAUUCUCUGUGUGUGUAUCAAAAAAUAAAUAUCUUGUGAGUGUGUGAGAGGACACGUGUGUGUCUGCGUGUGUGUCUGUUUGCAUCUGAUUGUUUGUGUAUCAAAAAAUAAAUAUCUUGUGAGUGUGUGAGAGGAUGUGUGUGUGUGUGUCUGUCUGCGUGUGUGUCUGUGUGUAUCUAUGAUUCUUUAUGUGUGUAUCAAAAAAUAAAUAUCUUGUGAGUGUGUGAGGAUGUGUGUGUCUGUCAGUGUGUGUGUGUCUGUCUGUCUGCGUGUGUGUAUUUUUGUGCCUCUAUAAUUCUUUGUGUGUGUAUCAAAUAAUAAAUAUCUUGUGAGUGUGUGAAGACGUGUGUGUGUGUUUGUCUGUGUGCAUCUAUGAUUCUUUGUGUGUAUCAAAUAAUACAUAUCUUAUGAGUGUGUGAGAGGACAUGUUUGUGUGUGUGUCUAUCUGCAUGCAUCUAUGAUUCUUUGUGUGUGUAUCAAAUAAUACAUAUCUUGUGAGGAUGUGUGUGUGUCAGUCUGUCUGUCAGUGUACGUGUCAGUGUGUGUCCUCCGAUCGCAUGGGAAUGGUGUUUUUACUCACCUGUUUUCCAACGCUAUGCCAGUCUCGCAGCAGCUUGCCCGCCUCCAUAACUGAGAUGAUCAAUUACCAAUCAACAUCUCCUCAUAGUGAAGCAUUAAAGCAAUGCAUCCCUAGGGGGAACGUUCAGUGCCGCCUCUAUGCUGAAUGUAGGAGCUGCACAUGAUGUAGGAGACACUUUAGUGGCUGUUUGAGUGACUGCCACUAUAGGUAUUUUUAGGCAGCAAGGUAAACACUGCCUUUUCUCUGAAAAUCCUACAGGGACAGGUUAUAGACACCAGAGUCACUAAAUUAAGCUGUAGUGUUUUUGGUGACUACAGGGUCCCUUUAAGAAUUGUAUUUUUGACGUUGAAAUAAACUGGCUCCUAAUUUUUUUAGCUGGCUCCUUGAUUGAAAGCAAAUUUAUCAAGCCCUGUCCAAUGGGAUUUCGGGUAACGCUGGAUGUUCUCAUGCAUAGUGUGAGGACGUUAAGCAUCAGUUAGGCGACCGAAAGUUACCUAACGACCCGGAAGUCCCUCUAGUGGCUUGACAUCCACUUGAGGUGGAGUUAACCCACAAAGGUAAUUAUUGCAGUUUAUUAAAAACUGAGGGACCUGAUAAUAUGAACCCAGCCCACUUCAAUGAGCUGUAGUGGUCUGGGUGUCUACAGUGUCCCUUUAAGUUGCAGUGUAUUUCCAUCUUUUUUAAGUUACGCUUUUUAUAAAUAAACAUAUAUACAUAAAUAUAACUGGAAAUAUUUUCAGUUGAAAGCAUAUAGAAAUGUAGCAAAAUCUUACUUAAAAAUAUGUAGGUAGAUUCUUCUAUAAUAGAUACAGCACAUCCCCCUGAAAUGGACAAAUCUCUCCCAAAUACAUAAAUCUUUCCAUAAACAAUUACCUCUCUCCGAGAUAGUGUUUUUUUUGUUGUUUUUUUUGUUUUUCAUUUUGUAAAAAAAAAAAAAAAAAAAAGGUGUUUAGAUAGGUCUGUUUGGCUCACAGAAGAUUUCUGAUAGAGUGUUACUUUAGAAAUUGAAUAAUCCACAAGUGUUUAUCCCUUUAUGUAACCGUAUGGUUAGGUUUUAAUUUCUUAUUAAUCCUCGCUGUUUUUUUCUUUGUUUGUUUGUUUGUUUUUAAUACUGACAGUAUAAUCUUUCCUAAACAGCUGAGUCUGUGGAUUGGGAUGCUUUGGAAGAACUCCACUCCUCCGAUGGUACCAAGUAUGAUGAUAACGAGUCCAAAGUAUCUCUGUGGACUCCCGAUGAGGACUCUGAAAUCGAAAUAGCUAGUCUCUCCAAAACAUAUCAGAAAAACAAUCACGCAUCUUCGACUGCUUCUUCACUAGAAAAAAAUGCCUCACUCAAAGAUAAAGAUGAGAGUUUACUGAGCAGCAGUAAAGGUGAAGCUUCAACUAUAAGUUUUUGUAAAAGGCCAGAACCAGUUGCGGAUCCAGGGGGGGGGCAACAGGGCAAUUCUCCCCUGCUGGCUAAUGCAGAGCUGCCUCCCUACCCUCCUCCCCCCCCAUACACACAUUGCCCCACAAACACUACCCCCCAUACAUACACUGAUCCACAAACACCGACGCCCAUACACACACUGCCCCACAAACACUGCCUCCUCAUACACACACUGCCCCACAAACACUGCCCCCCCAUACAUACACUGCCCCACAAACACUGUCUCCCCAUACACACACUGCCCCCCAUACACACACUGCCCCCCAUACACACAUGGCCCCACAAACACUGCUCCCCCCCAUACAUACAGUGCCCCAUAAACACCGCCUCUCACACACACACUGCACACCCAUAGACACAUUGCCCCCACACACAUUGCCCCACACUCGAGACCCCACCUUACACACUGCCCCACACACACAUACAGUGCCCCACACACUGCCCCACACUCACAGUGCUCCACAUACACACACUGCCCCCCCAUAUACACACUCUGCCACCCAUACACACAUUGCCACACACACACAUGUACACUGCCCCCAUACACACACUGCCUCCAUACACACACCGCCCCACACACACAUACAGUGCCCCCCACACACAUACACUAUAGAUCGCCUUAAUAAACAUCAGCAGGAACAUUCUAAUGGGAUGCCUCUGGAAUGUGUAGAGUGCAGAACGUGUUUUAUUUCUACGUCAAAAUUUCUCAAACAUCAGAGGACACACAAUGACCAAAAGCGUUACACCUGCGACAUGUGGGAUACAGUAUGAAUAUAAGUCUCAGUUUGUUAUACACAUGCAAGCACACACUGGCGAAAAACCAUUUCAAUGUAACAUAUGCAGCGUGUCUUUCGGCCAUAAAUGUAGUCUUGUUGUCCAUCAAAAGAAACACACCGGCGAAAAGCCUUAUAGAUGCAAAAAAUGCAAGGACUCACGGAAAAGGACACCUUUGUAAAGAUUGUGGAAAAAGCUUUAUUUAUAAAUCAGCAUAUGUUAAACACCGAAAAAGGCAUAAUGAAUAAAGACUAUUUAUUUAGUGGGACAAUCUUGCAUAAAAACAUUUGAUAUAUGUAUUCGUUAACACAAAUGUUUUGGUUUGAACCUGCCCAUUGUUUUAAAGGGACACUAUAGUCACCAAAACAACUUUAGCUUAAUGAAGCAGUUUUAGUCUAUAGAUCAUGCCUCUGAAGUUUCACUGCUCAAUUCUCUGCCAUUUAGGAGUUAAAUCACUUUUGUUUCUGUUUAUGCAUCCCUAGCCACAUAUCCCCGGCUGUGACUGAUACAGCCUGCAUUUAAAAAAUGAUUUAAUUUUCAAUCAGAUGUUAACAUGAUUUAGAAGUUUUUAUCUCCUCUUUUAAUUGAACUUUAAUCACAGACUGAAAACUUCUGCAAAGUCUAGCAAGGAAUUGACAGGGCAGGAUAGAAAUACUAAAUUAAACAAAUAGUGCAAUAAAGGAAGGAUGAACAUUAGAUGACUCUUUACAGGAAGUGUUUAUGGAAGGCUGUGUAAGUCACAUUCAGGAAGGUGUGACUAGGGUUCAUAAACAAAGGGAUUUAACUCCUAAAUGGCAGAGGAUUGAGCAGUGAGACUGCAGGUGCAUGUUCUAUACACCAAAACUGCUCCAUUAAGCUAAAGUUGUUUUUGCAAUUUUGUGUCCCUUUAUGGUAUCUUGUUCCAAGGUAAAAUUUGGGUUGUUAUACUACUUUUUAUACUUUUACAGUAUUUUCGAUAUCUAUCAUCUUAUUCAAUGGAAGGAACAUGUUUUGGUUUUGAAUUAUUUUUUUAGAAGACGCAUGCAGAUUCUGGAGAUUGUCAUCCCCUGUUCAGUAUUAGAGGUUACGUUUGAAAGGUAACUUUAGUUUAACGCUGCCAACUGUGGUGACAUGAUUACUCAGAAACACUUUUUAUACAUAUCAGCACUUAUCUUGAUGUUUUUAUCUCCUUAUUGUGUAUAAAUCUUGUUUUGUUUUUUUAAUUGACUCAAUUUUAUAACAUCCAAAUGUCCAAUUUUUGUAGAAUCAAUACAAACACUGUAGGUUGUAUAGGGCAGAGGACAUUUUAUCGUAAUCUAAAAUUUCAUGUUGAGAUUCAAAUCAAACCUUGAUGAGUUUGUAAUUUUUAUUCAGUACAUUGUCUACAAUUAAAACGCGUUUUUAGACCUGGCCUGUUGCCGCUGAUUUUUUUUCAGCCUCCGUUCCUUGUCUAGAGAGAAUAAAU